GGCGCGGCGCGGUGCUCGGCGCUGCACAGACGGACCCGGACCCCCCCGGCGCACAGCGGGAAACUGAGUGGCAGUGCCCAGCAUGCGCCUGGCCGGACCAUGGGCUCCACGCGGGUGACGGCGAAGGAGCUGUGUGAGAACGACGACCUGGCCACCAGCCUGGUGCUCGACUCCUACCUCGGCUUCCGGACCCACAAGAUGAACGUCAGCCCACUCCCCGCUAUCCGGAGGCAGCACCAUCUGAGGGAGGCGGUGGAGGCGUUUCGCCGGCGCCGGGACCUGGACGCCGCCUACCGCGCCCUCAUGCUGGGCGAAUGGGCCGGCUCCUACUUCAAGAGCCGCAGUCGCCAGCAGGAGACGGCACUGAAAACCCACAUACUCCGCUACCUCCGCAUCUUUCUCCCGGAGAGCGGCUUCGCUAUCCUGCCGUGCAGCCGCUACUCCCUGGAGACCAACGGCGCCCAGGUGGUGUCUACGAAGUCCUGGAGGAAGAACGACAAGCUGGAGCUGCUGGUGGGCUGCAUCGCGGAGCUGACGGAGCCAGACGAGAGCCUGCUGCGAGCCGGGGAGAAUGACUUCAGCAUCAUGUAUUCCACGCGCAAGCAAUGCGCCCAGCUCUGGCUGGGCCCCGCUGCCUUCAUCAACCACGACUGCAGGCCAAACUGCAAGUUUGUCCCGACGGAGGGGAACACGGCCUGCGUCAAGGUACUCAGGGACAUCGAGCCGGAGGACGAGAUCACCUGCUUCUAUGGCGAUGGCUUCUUCGGGGAGAACAACGAGCUGUGUGAAUGCCGCACCUGUGAGAGGAAGGGGGAAGGCGCCUUCCGGCUGCGGGGGAAGGCCCCCUCGCAAUCUACCUCAGCCCAGAAGAAAUACCUGCUCCGGGAGACGGACGGGCGGCUGCAGCGCUGGAAGGGGCGGGUCUGCAAACAGGGGCAGCAACAGAGCACGAGGCGUCGGCGCAGGGCCCGGCGCAGGAGGGAGCGGGGCUGCGCUUCCCGGCUCCAAGCUCUGUGCCGCGGGCCGGCCUCGUCUCUCGCGGCUCUGGGCGCCGGCCCGGUGAAGGACCUGCGCAUCUCCCUGCAUGACUGCGUGGCCUGCCGGGCUGCGGGGGGAGCUGGCUGUCGGCUGCGGAAGCCGCUCUGGGUCACCCUGCCGUGGUGGCGGCCCAGGGCCGGGCAGUCUGGCCAUGCGCCGGCCGGCACCGUCGGCCUCCGUCGCUCCCUGCGCAGACGCCGCCGGGCGCAGCGGGACGACAGCUGCUGCACGGCCGCCGGCCUGGGGGUCCCCUGGCCCAUGCCGCCCGGCCCGACCUACGCUGAGCUGAGGGGGAGGCUGCCGAGGGGGCUGGCAGGGCAGGGCUCUGGGGCGAAAUUCCCCCUGGCUGGGGAGCUGCACGCGGUCAGAGCCGCCGGGAGCUGCCUCAGACAGGGCCUGCAGGAGACUCGGCCGUGCGCAAGGCCCUCGGGCGGAGUUCUGCAGCUCCGGGCUGAGGUCACGGGGCCCCCUAGUGGAGCUCUGAAGCUGUGCGCUAGGGACACACAGCUCCGCGCUGGGGACUCGGGGCCCCCUGGGGGAGCUCUGGAGCUCCAUGCUGGGGACUCGGGGCCCCCUGCUGGGGGGACACAGCUCCGCGCUGGGGACUCAGGGCCCCCUGGGGGAGCUCUGGAGCUCUAUGCUGGGGACUCGGGGCCCCCUGCUGGGGGGACACAGCUCCGCGCUGGGGACUCGGGGCCCCCUGGGGGAGCUCUGGAGCUCCAUGCUGGGGACUCGGGGCCCCCUGCUGGGGGGACACAGCUCCGCGCUGGGGACUCGGGGCCCCCUGCUGGGGGGACACAGCUCCGCGCUGGGGACUCGGGACCCCCUGGGGGAGCUCUGGAGCUCCAUGCUGGGGACUCAGGGCCCCCUGGGGGAGCUCUGGAGCUCCAUGCUGGGGACUCAGGGCCCCCUGGGGGAGCUCUGGAGCUCCAUGCUGGGGACUCGGGGCCCCCUUGGGGAGCUCUGGAGCUCCAUGCUGGGGACUCAGGGCCCCCUGCUGGGGGGACACAGCUCCGCGCUGGGGACUCGGGGCCCCCUGGGGGAGCUCUGGAGCUCCAUGCUGGGGACUCAGGGCCCCCUGCUGGGGGGACACAGCUCCACGCUGAGGACUCAGGGCCCCCUGGGGGAGCUCUGGAGCUCCAUGCUGGGGACUCAGGGCCCCCUGCUGAGGGGACACAGCUCCGUGCUGGGGACUCAGGGCCCCCUGCUGGGGGGACACAGCUCCGUGCUGGGGACUCAGGGCCCCCUGGUGGAGGCCUGGAGCUCCGCGCUGGGGACACACAGCUCCGUGCUGGGGACUUGGGACCCCCUGGUGGAGCUCUGGAGCUCCGUGCCCCUGCUCCUCAGCCCCCCAGCCAGCUGGUCUGUCGGACCAGGAGCAUGGCCCGGCGGCAGGCCAAGGCCACACUCCCUGCCAGGCCCCACCCUCCCACCCUGAGCCGCCGGCGGCCGGCCAGCAAGGCGCUCCCGGGCAGAGACGACCCCAAGCUCUCCCUCUACGCCCACGUCCACCUGGAGCCAGUGAGGCCGCGCCGGGCGGAGCAGGAGGAGCCCAAACGGACGGUGACCUUCCACCCCUUUGCCCCCCCGAAACGCCUGCGGCUGGUGGUGAGCCAUGGCUCUAUCGACCUCGACCUUGCCUCCAGCGAGGAGUCGGCCUGAGGCUCCGGGGCCAGGAGGGGCUCAGCUCCCUCUGCACCUGGCUGACCCCCCCCCACUCCCCCAGCCCACGGGAUUGCACUGAUCACUGCCCACCUACCCCCUUGGACAGAGCUUUUCCGGGGCUCCUCCCACGCCAGGGGGCCCCGGGGUUUAACUGGGCCCCUUGGGGGUUAUUUAUAGUCAGUUGGACAGGAGGCCCCAGGCCUUGUAAGGGGUGUGGAUGCGCACAGGUUCCUGGGACGUGGGGCCUUUCCCCUCUAGGGGGCGCUGGCCCCAGGGCAGGGACUGGCUGGCUCAUGGGGGUGGGGAAUGGGGCUCAGGGCCUUUCGCCCCUGGGGGGCGCUGUCCUGAAUCCAGGGGAUCAGCUAGCUCGGGGGCAGACCUUGAUGCGACCCGAGAGUGGGAAGAGGUUGGAAAGUGGGGCACUGGGCAGCAGGCUGGGGGGCACUCCUUGCCCCCCAGGCCGUGGGGCACAGGUCUGCCCCAUACUGCCACUGGCCAUGUACAACACCCAGACCUUGGCUAAGGCUUUCUGUGGAGACUGGGCCAGAUACCCUGGGGAGGGGCACCAGCCCACUGCCUGGCAUCCCCAUGCACCCCCUAUAGUUGGGGGGGGCUGCACACAGGGCGCCACCAAAUCCCAAUCCCCUUAUCUCUCCAGCAUCCUUAGCCCUUUGCAGGCCAGCCCUGCGGUGGGGGCACAGAGUGGCGUUCAGAUACUGGCCGGCCCAGGACGCCUGGCCCUCCCCCCACUGUACAGGGGGGUGAGUUCAUUAGUUGAUCUCAUUAGGGGCUCGGUUUGAUCCCCCCGUCCUCACCUCAGAGGCGUCCUUUGCGUUUAGAUUGGAAGGGCCAGAUCUCCCCCUCCCCUCCCCCAGUGUCACUGGGCCGGAGCUCCAUUGGACUCAGUGGGGCCAGCCCCCAAUGGCGCAAGGGCCGAUUAACCCUAGUGGCGUCCAGGGCCAUUCCUCUCCCCUCCAUCUCUGGUGCUAGUUCUGCAGUUUUUCUCCCUCAAUCCCCAGCUGCUGGAGUCAGGGGAUGAGGGGAGAAUUGUGUUUGAUAAAAAACUUUCCCCCAUGGGAGGGGGCCCAGGCGGCUCCCCCCUAGCCCCCCGAAAAAGGGGCCUGGCCUGAAUGCAUUGAAAGCUCCUGGGGUGGUUUAAUGAUUGCAUCAAUUUUUGUCCCUGAGGCCCAGCUGGUGGAUUUUGAUUCUGGGGGGCCCCCCAAAGGGAUUAAUUUCUAGCAAUCCCUGGCAAUCCCCAGAGCUUUGUGUUCCUUGCCCCCUUACUGGCUUGGGGGGGGUGACCCCAAGCUGGUUAAAGGGGGUUGAAUGCCCCCUACCCUGGUUGCUGCAUGACGUAGUCUUUAGGUUUCUCUGUAUUGGGAGCUGGGUCCAAAGGAUAGUGGGGGCAGUAGAAAAUGGGGGAGGGGGGGAGCCAGGACUCCUGGGUUCUGGCUCCAGCUGUGGGAGGGGAGUGGGGGUCUAGUGAUUGAGAGGGGAGGGCUGAGAGCCAGGACUCCUGCAAUCAGUCUCCGGUUUUGGGACAGGAGUGGGGUGGGAGGCAGGACUCCUUAGUCCCAACCCCAGCUGUACCUGGGUCCAGUCACAUCACCUCUGUGCCUCAGUUUCCCCAUCUGCAAAAUGGGUUUCACACUUACCUACCUCACUGGGGGAGGGAGGCGAAGCCAUUUCUGAAGCAUCCAGGCAACUCCACCCCCUGCCAGGGUGCAUCACCCCCUUUCCCUGCACCCCCCAUGGGGCCUGCAGAGCCCGGGCUUUGCGGACAGGAUGGGGGAACCUCCUGUUCCAGCCCAGCUGACCUGGAACUCCCACUUGGCUUGUGUUAGUGAUAGAUUUCCCCCCCCCCCGAUUCAGCUGCCCCUGCUCCUCACACCCCCCUUGGGACUCAGGGUUGGCCCUGCCAAGGCAGAGGGUGUCUGGACACCUGGGUUUUUCCGGGCAGGGGAAGGGCGGUAAGGCUGUUACAGCUGCUGAGCCGUGUGUCUCUGGGGGGGGACGACUGGGGACGAAAUGUGUGGUGACUUGCACCCCCCCGGGCCAACCCCACAGCUGAUCCCAGGAUGGGGGGGUGGAUUGGUGCUAGGGGCACAGGGCACAAAGCUCUGGGGGAGGGUGGGGCCUGAGGGGGUUCCCAGCCCCCCCUCUGGGGGUGGGGUCUCAUGGGAGGGGGAGGAGCUCAGCUUGGCGUCUUUGUGUCGGGGUUUUUUUGGGACGAGGGAGAAAAUCCCCUUUUUAAGGGAAAAAAAACAUGGAAUAAAGAUUUUUCUAAAAGCGA
Molecule: messenger RNA, 4996 nt
Organism: Gopherus evgoodei (Goodes thornscrub tortoise)
Lineage: Eukaryota; Metazoa; Chordata; Testudines; Testudinidae
Gene: KMT5C
Product: lysine methyltransferase 5C
Exons: 9
Coding region: 100-2700 (866 amino acids)
Cellular component (GO): nucleus
Molecular function (GO): protein binding; histone H4K20 methyltransferase activity
Source: RefSeq, a predicted model, not a curated record